AUGGCGAUCUUGAGGAGGAGUUUAUAUGCGUUUUCCACCAGGUUUUACGCACCCGGAGGCGAUAAAAGUGUGUCAUCUGCGGAAGUCUCUCUACGGGCUGCGACAGGCACCGCGGUGUUGUUUGCCAAGCUGGCUGCGGCUCUGGUUCAAUAUGGAUUUCAGCAAUCUGGCUCAGACUAUUCUUUGUUCACGUUUCGGCGUGGCGAAGUUCAGUUGACCAUUUUGGUCUAUGUGGAUGAUCUAGUGAUAGGUGGACUGAUAGUGAUGCCAUUCAUGCGUUUUAAAACUUACUUGAAUGAUUGUUUCCACAUGAAAGACCUUGGUAAAUUGAAGUACUUCCUUGGUCUUGAAGUAACGCGAAAUUCGACUGGGAUUUUUCUUUGUCAGAGAAAGUAUGCUCUCGAUAUUAUUUCUGAGACCGGUUUGUUAGGUACUAAACCUGCCGGCACACCAAUGGAGCAAAAUCAUCACCUCGCUUUAGCUAAGGACGAGACCCUUCCUGAUCCUAUGCCUUAUCGGCAUCUUAUUGGUCGUCUUAUCUACCUGACGAUUACUCGCCCUGAAUCGUCUUACUGUGUAUAUAUCUUGGCACAAUUUCUGUAG
Molecule: messenger RNA, 603 nt
Organism: Coffea arabica (coffee)
Lineage: Eukaryota; Viridiplantae; Streptophyta; Magnoliopsida; Gentianales; Rubiaceae
Source: RefSeq, a predicted model, not a curated record